Hipposideros armiger (great roundleaf bat) is the source of this 1421-nucleotide messenger RNA. It is a transcript of the gene PNLIP, whose product is annotated as pancreatic lipase. Gene Ontology annotation, molecular function: protein binding; lipoprotein lipase activity. Gene Ontology annotation, biological process: lipid catabolic process. Bases 1 to 1398 code for a protein of 465 amino acids. NCBI's taxonomy places the organism in Eukaryota, Metazoa, Chordata, Mammalia, Chiroptera, Hipposideridae. The transcript has 12 exons. The record is from RefSeq and is a predicted model, not a curated record.
AUGAUGCUAAUCUGGACACUUUCGCUGUUGCUGGGAGCAGUUGUAGGAAAAGAAAUCUGCUUCCAACGACUUGGCUGCUUCAGCGAUGACGCCCCAUGGGCAGGCAUUGUGGAAAGACCUCUCAAAAUGCUGCCCUGGAGUCCAAAAGAAGUCAACACCCGCUUUCUCCUCUACACUAACGAGAACCCAAAUAACUAUCAAGAAAUCUUUGCAGAUUCAGCAACCAUUGAGGCCUCCAAUUUCAAAACGGAUAGAAAAACCCGCUUUAUUAUUCACGGAUUCAUAGACAAGGGAGAAGAAAACUGGCUGGCCAACAUGUGCAAGAACCUGUUUCAGGUGGAAAGUGUGAACUGCAUCUGUAUAGACUGGAAAAAGGGCUCCCGAACUGGGUACACGCAGGCCUCACAGAACAUCCGGAUCGUGGGAGCAGAAGUGGCGUAUUUUAUUGAUAUCCUUCAGUCAGCAUUUGGGUACUCACCUUCUGAUGUCCACAUCAUUGGCCAUAGCCUGGGUUCCCAUGCUGCUGGAGAGGCGGGACGAAGGAUCAAUGGGACCAUUGGACGGAUCACAGGGUUGGACCCAGCUGAGCCUUGCUUUGAGGGAACACCUGAAUUAGUCCGAUUGGACCCCAGUGAUGCCCUGUUUGUGGAUGUAAUUCACACAGAUGCUGCCCCCAUAAUCCCCAACAUGGGGUUUGGAAUGAGCCAAACUGCGGGUCACCUAGAUUUCUUUCCAAAUGGAGGAAAAGACAUGCCUGGAUGUCAGAAGAACAUUCUCUCUCAGAUUGUUGACAUAGAUGGGAUCUGGGAAGGCUCUCGUGACUUCGUGGCCUGUAACCACUUACGGAGCUACAAGUAUUACUCUAACAGCAUCCUCAACCCGGACGGCUUUGCUGGGUUCCCCUGUGACUCUUACAGCGCCUUCACCAACAACAAAUGCUUCCCCUGCCCAAGUGAAGGCUGCCCACAGAUGGGUCAUUAUGCUGACAGAUUUCCUGGGAGAACAAAGGGAGAGGGCCAGACAUUUUAUCUAAACACUGGUGAUGCCGGCAAUUUUACCCGUUGGAGGUACAAAGUAACUGUUAUCCUGUCUGGAAGGAAGGUUAGAGGACAUGUGCUCGUUUCCUUGUUUGGAAGUAAAGGAAACUCUAAGCAGUAUGAAAUUUUCAAGGGCUCUCUCAAACCAGAAAGUAUUCAUUCCAAUGAAAUUGACUCAGAUGUGGAUGUUGGAGACUUGCAAAAGGUCAAGUUUGUUUGGUAUAACAGGGUGAUCAACCCAACUCUACCCAGAGUGGGAGCAUCCCAGAUCGCGGUGGAAAGAAAUGAUGGACAAGUGUUCAACUUCUGCAGUACUGAAACUGUGAGGGAAGACGUCCUACUCACUCUCACGCCAUGUUAGAAGCCUGCUGACAUGUGACCGAU